Molecule: messenger RNA, 1524 nt
Organism: Symbiodinium sp. CCMP2592
Lineage: Eukaryota; Dinophyceae; Suessiales; Symbiodiniaceae
Source: the annotation of a GenBank genome assembly
AUGCAGCCGCAACCUGUAGAUAGUGCACGUCAUGGGUAUGCCGAGCCCUUGCAGGGAUUCUGCGUUCUCAUCGAGGCACUCAAGGGGCCGACGCAGAGCCCCGUGAAGGAGGAGCGGAGGCGACGGCGAGACGUGGCAGGUUGGCAGAGCCGGGUGGGUCUGGUGCCGCUCGACGGGCAAGCCCGGGCGUUCUGUUUCUCCCACGGCUACUUGGGCCAGACAGGCGGUGGGACGACCUCCCCGAUGCACAAAGAUUCAAUGUCGACCUGCCCGCCGCUUCGUCGUGCCAGGGCCACGGCCAAGUCGCAGCUCGUUUUCAAUUCUGUCCUGGAGCUAUACAUGCUGUUUUGUCUUCGUGAUUUGCAGAUUGGAGGAGAGGAGCGGGAGGAAGAGGAGAGCUGGGGGAUCUGCACGGCACUGGUGUUCAUGUGUGACACAAGCAGCAGCUUGCCUUCCAUCUUGGCAGAGGGCGUCUGCGGCAUGUACAGCAAGAUAGGUGAGGGCAGAAUGUUGGUUGCCAUGCCAACAGGUUGGUUGCAGGGAUGGCUCCCCGACGUCAUCUCAUGUGGCUUCGCACUGGCUGCCGCGACUUGCAAUGAGGAGGAGGUGUCUUGCAUGAUUCAGAUGCCGACGAACCGCCACGAGUCUUUGCUGGAGACACUGCCUUACGAGACAACCAAAGCUGUCCCAGUGGGAUUCAACUUGGAGGAUGCCCACAUCUCCGACAAGGUCGUGCUUGUGGCAGGGCUUGUGAAGUCCCUAGACGCGGAGAAUGCCGAAAGCAUCAAGUCCGCCCUGAAGUUCUGUAGCUACUUCGACUCGGGCAAGUGUGGAUUCUCCGUGAUGGGCUCCGAGGUGGAACAAAACCAUCUUCGAGAGAUCUUAGACAUCGACAGCUCGUUCGACUUUGUCAGAGACCCCGGCGACGUGCCACACGAGGGCCCAAGGCCGUACAUGCUUGCGGGCUUCCGGAAUGCCCUUCUGGAUCACGUGCUUGAGAAGCAGUGGGACUACCUCGUCGUGGCCGACUUGGACAACACGGUGAAGUGGGACGACCAGACCUUCGGCGUGGUGCUGAAUGCUCUUGACAAAGAGGAUCAAUGGGACGCCGUGGCUUUCUCCAGCACCAACUAUUACGACUGGUGGGCAGCCCGCUGUGACAGCAGCUCGAAGAACUGCCUCUCUCACAAGGUUUGCCUCGACCGUAGAGAGUUCCCGUGCAUUAUGGAGACGCUGCAGGACAGUGACACGGACCACUUCCGCCCAGUCCGAUCUGCCUUCAAUGGCUUGGCAGUCUACAAAAGAGACGCUAUAGGAGAUUGCAAGUACGAUGCCAAGAACCGUGAUACCACCGCGCCAAGUCACAAGGACUGCGAGCACGUGGGCUUCCAUGAUUGCAUGACUGCGAACGGGGCACGGUUCAUGCUGAACUCGGGCAGACUCCACGGCUGGUGGUCCAACUUGGGCGAUGAGCCUGCAGAGGAGUCAAACGAUGAGGGCGAGUCCGAGGAUGCAACGUCCUAA